Messenger RNA from Effrenium voratum, 1203 nucleotides. NCBI's taxonomy places the organism in Eukaryota, Dinophyceae, Suessiales, Symbiodiniaceae. The record is from the annotation of a GenBank genome assembly.
AUGGACUGCUCCUCUCUGGUGACCAGGGCUAUGGAGAAGUGCUUCAACCAAGAGGGUGAUCUGCAGCUUGUGGUGGUAAGCAAUGGCUCCGCAAAAGCAGAGUUCCGUGUUUACUCCGCCUUUCUCAGCGCCUGGUCGCCGGCGCUGGCUGAGCAGGUGAUGCAGGGCCUAAGGUGGGAGGUGCCCAACUUCUCAGUGGCAGCUGUGGAGGGCUUCUUGAGGUUCUUGUACUCUGGGCGCAUGCCCUCGAACUUGGUGGUUGCAACGGAGUCGUCACUGAUGGCCGAGCGCUAUGGGGUGCUGGAGUGCAGCCAAGUCUGCGAGGACCUUUUGCAAAACGGUGCUGCCACCCCACGCGACGUAUACGCCAUGCUGGAGGUGGCGCAUCGCUUCCCGGACGUGGGCAACAGCCUGCGAAGUGCGUGCCUUCAUGCCCUGCUGGCAGACCCGGAGCAGAGCCUCCGGGAGGCUUGGACGCUGAAUUCACGGCUGCUAGAGGAGUUGCUGCCGCUGGCCAGCAACGAUAUUGGAGAUUUUGAAUUGGCGAAGAUGAUCAUCUCCUGGCAGGAGCAGAACCCGCACCAGAACUUCGCAGAUUUGCUCCAGGAGCACGUGACCUUUGGGGGCUUCAAUGAGGAGCGCUUCCAAGAGAUCCGCUACCAUGCGGAGAGCGUAGGCCUGGCCUUUGUGGUGGAUCAGAUGUGGGCCCAGGCGCAGGCCUCCGCAGGACAGUGGACGCCUGAUAUUUUCAAGUAUUUGGAGUCCAAGUGGCAGGUUCAGUGUGAAGAGCAUCGGCGCCACAUGCCGUUUCUCGGGUGCUGGCUCAAUUUGAUCCCCAGCAGCCUUGGAUGGAGGCCGCCCUACCACCCGCACGGGCCACACAGGGGGCAGGAGGAGGUGGCGCGAAACGUGCUGAAAUUGGAGCUGCAGCCAGGCGAAUCUAUGACCUGGUUCCUGCCCAUCCACAGCAUCCACGUGAGCGGCAUCAACUUCAGCGAGCCGGUGGCCAGCGUUCACGAGGGCAGCGCUUGCGUGGAGAUUUUCAGCUCUUUGAAUGGCUGCACCUGGGAGCUUCUGUGGUCGUCUGCCCGGAGCAACCUGUCCUGUCGUACCAAGGAGCGCGUACGCUGGUUCAAGUUGAGCGCGAAGAGCAUCCCCUUUGUGAGCCAAGUGCAGAUCCAGGGUGUUGUGCAUGCUGGCUGA